Messenger RNA from Saccostrea echinata, 1396 nucleotides. Its product is annotated as DNA-3-methyladenine glycosylase-like. The record is from RefSeq and is a predicted model, not a curated record. NCBI's taxonomy places the organism in Eukaryota, Metazoa, Mollusca, Bivalvia, Ostreida, Ostreidae. Gene Ontology annotation, molecular function: alkylbase DNA N-glycosylase activity; DNA binding. Gene Ontology annotation, biological process: base-excision repair. Bases 147 to 905 code for a protein of 252 amino acids. The transcript is spliced from 3 exons.
AGAGGCGCAUUAUUUUUGUUUUCAUCAUGUACAUUUGAAUUCAAAUUAUGAGCUACUGAAGUUUAAAGUUGUAGAUUGAUUUGUAGCAGACAGCGCCGAAAUAAUCAGUGGUAAUCUAACAAGAGAGGAUCAUCAAGUGUGUAGUUAUGAGUUCAAAAAGGAAAAGGAAGAUUGAAAGCAUAAAGAAUAAUACUGAAGAUAUAUCAGAAGGUUCAGCAAAAACUGGCAAAGUGGAAUCCUCAACCUCUUGCUCAAAACCAGUCAAGACAAGGCUGGUAAAAAGUUUCUUUGAUCAGGAUUGUGAAACUCUUGCCAAAGCAUUACUAGGCAAGCUUCUGGUCACUCACUGUAAGGACACUGGGAAUAAGCUUAGUGGUGUUAUAGUGGAGACUGAGGCAUACUUAGGAGGUGAAGACAAGGGAGCCCACUCCUUCAAUGGAAAAAAGACAGCCAAAAACGAGGCCAUGUUUAUGGAGCCUGGGACUUGCUAUGUAUACAAUAUAUAUGGCAUGUAUUGCUGUAUAAACAUUUCUAGUGAAGGUGACGGCGCAGCUGUAUUGCUUCGAGCCAUUGACCCAGUUGAUGGAAUAGACCACAUGCAGAAAAUCAGAUCACAAAAGUCCAAAACAAUUACGAAAGAAAAAGACCUCUGUAAUGGUCCAUCUAAACUCUGCCAAGCUCUGAAAAUCAGCAAGGAUAAAUUCAACAAAACGGACCUGACUGCUUCAGAUGAAAUUUGGCUAGAGGAAGGGGAUGUUGUACCCGAGACACAGAUAGUAAAAAGUGCCAGAAUCAACAUAGACUAUGCAGAAGAAUGGGCCAAAAAACUGUUGCGAUUCUACGUCCUUGGGAAUAAGAGUGUUAGUAAGAGGGACAAAAUGGCAGAGGACAAAUUAAAAGGCUGAUGAAACUUAUUUUCUAGUUACUAUAUGCAUAUCACAGGGGUUAAUUUACCCAGUGGGUUCACCUCUUGACCUUGGAGUUUGACUAUUUUUAAAAGACUUAAAUAGCGAUGAGCUUCAAUAUGGGAGCAUCAGUAUUUAACAAAUAUCUUGUUUUCUGUAUAUACACACCCUUUACAACAAGCUUAGAUGAAAUCGGUGGUUGAAAUUGUUUUUAUACACUUAUUUUAUCUUUUUUAUGUACAUGUAUAUAAAUAUUUUUAGCUCACCUGAGCCAUAGGCUCAAGUGAGCUUUUCUGAUCAAAAUUUGUCCAUUGUCUGUCGUCGUCAUCGUAAACUUUUCACAUUUUCAUCUUCUUCUCAAGAACCACUGGGCCAAAUUCAACCAAACUUGCCACAAAGCAUCCUUGGGUAAAGGGGAUUCAAGUUUGUCCAAAUGAAGGGCCAUGCCCUCUUUCAAGGGGAGAUAAUUAGGAAUUGGUGAAAAAAUAAUG